AUGUCGAAUUUUGGCAGAAGAACUUGGGAUAGAGAGGAGUAUGCUGAGCAGGCUAGAAGCGGCUAUGACGAUCGAUCCUUAAAGGCUACGCUAACACCGAUUGAAUUACAAGCUUUAAAAUCCAAAUAUACAAAUUACGAUCAUUUAAUCAAGGGCUCGCUAAAAGACCUAAAUAAAAGGAAACUAACAGCAAAUACAGAGAGCUUAUCGUCUUUCAAGAGGGGAAAGAAGUUCGGAUUUUACUGCGAUAUUUGUAACCUAACCUUCAAAGACACUUUACAAUACAUUGAUCAUCUCAACCACAAGGUCCAUGCAAUAAAAUUUGAAAAUUUGUUUGAUGAACCGUUAAUUAUAGAUAUAAGAGAUAAUGAUGACGUACCGCAAGAGGAGUUUGAGUUGUGCUAUCAUAACUUGAUAAAGGAUUUUGUAGAGGUGCGUUCUAUGGAGACUCAGUCCAAGAGGAAAAGGCUUUUGGACACAGAUGUGGAGAAAGCAAAGAAAGUGGCUACUAAGCCUUCUAUUGAGAGUGAAUCAAAAGUCAGUCAAAUGAUGGGAUUUUCCAAUUUUGCCACCUCUAAAAAAUGA
Saccharomyces cerevisiae S288C is the source of this 585-nucleotide messenger RNA. It is a transcript of the gene SNU23, whose product is annotated as U4/U6-U5 snRNP complex subunit SNU23. The coding region runs from base 1 to 585 and encodes 194 amino acids. Gene Ontology annotation, cellular component: spliceosomal complex; nucleus. The record is from RefSeq and is marked reviewed. Gene Ontology annotation, biological process: mRNA splicing, via spliceosome. The transcript has a single exon. NCBI's taxonomy places the organism in Eukaryota, Fungi, Ascomycota, Saccharomycetes, Saccharomycetales, Saccharomycetaceae.